AGCGUAAAGUUACGGCCUCGUUCCUGUUCAAUUUAUCGUGCGGUGGCGGGAAUGUGCGUCUUUCGAGUCUGUAGUGUUGGGUGAGGUCUCUGAACGUGGUUAGGCGAUCGCCCCACGCCCAGUGUGUUUCUUGUUGUUGUGUUUCUGUUGUAGUGUCCCGAUCCGGCAGAUCCGAUGCCCCGCUCUCGGGGGCGGAGGCGGCCACAUAAUCAGCGACUGCUCGGCGUUGGAAACCUCGGGCCGUGGCGUGGGCCGCCUCGUUGCCCGCGAGCGGAACAUCGCGGAUGGCUGCUGCUGACCGACCCCAGACACCGUGCCCUGGCCCCGCCCCGAUGUUACAUCGGACUGUUCUUGGCGUUGAAGCGAGCCUCCCAAGUGGAACCGCCAGUGGCGCACGGCCAAAAGCCUUCCAUGCGGCAGUCGUGCCGUCGGUACCCGGAAGGCGCAAGCCUUGGGAUCUGCAGGGUCGUCUGCACGACCUUCAAGAGCGCCUGAAAAGCAUGAAAAGCGAGAAGGAGCAGCUAAUUCACCAGAAUACCAGCCAGCUGGAAGAGCUGGAGAAGCUCAAUGCAGAGCUUAUCAUCGAACGGAGAAAGAACGCUGCAUUGACCACCAGGGUCUCAGAACUUGAGUCUGCUCUGAGCUCAUCGGAGGCCCAGAAGCUCUCCGCCCGCGCGGUAAGCGACUCGCUGUUGACCGAGCUGCACUCAGCUGCACAGCAGGUGGCCACUCUGGGGCAAUCUCUCGCCAAUACCGCAGGAGCGUUUGCCGCUCUUACAUGCGACGAUGCAGCCCUCAUGGAAAACGAUGUCCACCAUGAGACCACAAGACAAAACUUGUAAAAGGAACGAAUAAAGGUGCUCAACAUGAGCAUGUUGCUACUGUCUGGUC
Dermacentor albipictus is the source of this 891-nucleotide messenger RNA. The record is from RefSeq and is a predicted model, not a curated record. NCBI's taxonomy places the organism in Eukaryota, Metazoa, Arthropoda, Arachnida, Ixodida, Ixodidae.